Messenger RNA from Dioscorea cayenensis subsp. rotundata (Guinea yam), 2725 nucleotides. RefSeq lists its product as uncharacterized. The record is from RefSeq and is a predicted model, not a curated record. Lineage: Eukaryota; Viridiplantae; Streptophyta; Magnoliopsida; Dioscoreales; Dioscoreaceae. The coding region runs from base 120 to 2579 and encodes 819 amino acids. The transcript is spliced from 6 exons. Gene Ontology annotation, molecular function: zinc ion binding; protein binding.
UAAGCGUGAGAGUGAUCGCCGGCGACGCCGAGGGUUUCUCUCGCCGCAACGACGAGGGUUUCUCCGAUUUGGAUUCGAGAUCACAAGGGGGAAGAGGCACAAAGUGAUUAUAAUAAAGAAUGGCUGAAGGAAAUACUUUAGUGGCUAUUUGCCAAUAUGGUGGCGAAUUUGUUACAAACAGUGAUGGGUCCAUGUUUUAUUAUGGUGGCGAAGCACAUGCUGUUGACGUUAAUCGUGAGACGCUACUUGAUGAUCUUAAGUCAGAAAUAACCAGUGUGUUUGGGAUUGAUCUCAGUGGCAUGUCCAUGAAAUAUUUCCUCCCAAACAAUAGGCGGACCCUUAUCUCGAUAUCUAGUGACAAAGAUCUUCAGCGGAUGGUUGAAUUUAAUUUAAAUGUUAGAAAUACAGAGGUUUAUAUUGUAAACAAAGUUGAUAACAGAGCAACAAGGAGCACUGUAGCUGAUUCAGGAACAUCUGUUAUUGCUGUCUCAGACACUGGUUGUGGUGUUCGGCGAAAGAGGGUGACUAAUGGUGGAAGGAUGACUAGAAGCCGGACACGGCUAGAUGAAGCUAGUAACCUCCUUGCCUCCACUAAUGCUGCCAUGAAUACUGUUGUAGAAAAGGAGCAUAUUGAGGAUGAGAAGGUUGACCUCAGGCCCAUUGUUGCCAACAUGGGACCACCAGCUGUUGUAGCUGCUGCCAAUGCUGUAAAUGUCAAGGACUGGAGGCUGACUGUUGGUGACCAGCUGGAUGAGACGGCAACUGGGAACAUUCAAGCUGAACCAAGUACCCCACUUUUUGCCUCUCUAACAACUCUCGAUGAUGUCCGGCCGGUCAAUUCGAAUCCUGUUUUUGGCACAACUAUUACUGGUGUAGGUCAAGAGUUUGAUAAUGUGAAGGACUUCCGUGCACAGUUGUGCAGGUACGGCCUUGAGAAAGGUUUCAUAUAUAGAUUCAUCAAGAAUGAAACUAGCCGUGUGACAGCAAGGUGCAUUGGGGAGAAUUGCCCAUGGAGGAUAUAUGCAUCUGAAUCAUCACGCAAGCAAAAAUUCAUCAUUAAGAAAAUGAAUCAUUUGCAUACAUGUGGUGGAGGAAAUGGCAAAGAUGGCAACAGGCGGGCAUCAAGGCAAUGGCUGACAGGUUUCAUCAAAGAAAAACUGCAUGAGAGCUUGCAGUGUAAGCCCAAAGAAAUUGUAAAAGAACUUUAUGAUAUUUUUGGUGUGAAUGUGAGCUACUCACAAGUAUGGCGAGGAAGAGAAGUUGCCCAGAGAGAGUACAUAAAUACAAUCAAGGAGACACACAACCAGUUGCCUUGGUUUUGUGGGAGAAUUCUUGAAACUAAUCCUGGCAGUGCAGUCUUUCAUAUCACGUCACCUGAUUACAAGUUCCAACGGUUUUUUGUUGCUUUUAAUGCGUCCUUGCAUGGCUUUGAGCAUGGCUGUCGUCCGCUCCUUUUUCUUGAUAGGAUUUCUCUGAGAUCAAAUACUCAGUAUAAGUUAUUGUCAGCAGUUGCUGUGGAUGGAGAUGAUGCAGUUUUUCCAGUUGCCUUUGCUUUAGUAGAGGAUGAGAGUUAUAAUAGCUGGCUUUGGUUCCUUGAACAUCUGAGAUAUGCUUUGCCAACAACAACUGGCUCAAUCACCUUUGUGUCCAACAGACAAAAAGGCCUGGAAGAAGCAAUUCCUCAAGUUUUCGUGGAUUGUCACCAUUGCUAUUGUUUGCAUCAUCUCAUGGAGGAAUUCAAGGAAGAGCUGAAGAAGGGAAUGUGGCCUCAACAAGUCAAAGAUGCAAUGGCUAAUGAUUUUACAAGGGCUGCCCAAGCCUGCACAAUCGAUGAAUUCAAUUCAUGCAUUCAGAACAUAAGAAAUAUUUCAACAGAUGUUGCAGAUUGGGUUAUAGCUUCUAAGCCUGAGAAUUGGUCAGAUGCUCUCUUUAAGGGCUCUCGGUAUGACCAUUUUGCAACAAACAUCAUGGACUCAUUAAACUCUUGGAUACCGUUGAAACAUGAGUCAACAAUAGUGCAAAUUGUCAACUCGAUACUAUGUAAAUUGCUGGAGGUGAUGCAAUUGAGAAAGGAGGUGUCCAGCACAUGGUGCAGCAUUCUAACACCGGCUACGGAGCAGAAAUUGGAGAAAGAGAUAGCAAAUGCACGCAAACUCGAUGUCUUGUGCUCAUCUGAAUCUGUUUUUGAGGUGCGUGGGAAUAUGGUCCAUGUCGUUAAUACUGGAAGCUGGGAAUGCACAUGUCGGAGAUGGCAAGUCUCCGGUUUGCCAUGCAUGCAUGCCAUUGCAGCCUUAAACAAGAUUGGCAGAUCAGUUUAUGAUUAUUGUUCAAAAUACUUCCGAGCCGAUGUUUAUCAAAUGAUGUAUUCGGUAUGUGUCCAACCGAUACCUGAUAUUGAGACUGUCGACACCAUAGAUUUCGCAGGCGAGGGAAAUUUAUUUCCUAUGCCCGUUCGUCGCCCGCCUGGACGACCAAGGAGAAAGCGAAUCAACCCAAACAAGCCAGUUACAAUGCAGAGGCUCUGCAGCAAGUGCAAAGAAGCUGGACACAAUAAAGCAACUUGUGAAGCUCUUCUGUAGAAAUUGAAUGUUUAUGCUUUCCAUUCAGAUAAUGUACAUUCACAAAGUUGCCAUCUUUUAGAGAUUUGCAUUGAUAUGGUAGGCAAUGUUUAUUUUUUUAGGCAUUUUGAUAGAUAUUUCUGUUACUCUUUUUUUUUUUAUUAAAA